Messenger RNA from Eremothecium sinecaudum, 966 nucleotides. It is a transcript of the gene SFC1, whose product is annotated as Sfc1p. NCBI's taxonomy places the organism in Eukaryota, Fungi, Ascomycota, Saccharomycetes, Saccharomycetales, Saccharomycetaceae. The record is from RefSeq and is a predicted model, not a curated record. The coding region runs from base 1 to 966 and encodes 321 amino acids. Gene Ontology annotation, biological process: fumarate transport; transmembrane transport; succinate transport. The transcript has a single exon.
AUGUCUAACAAGAAACGGUCAUCCCCUCCCGGUAUUACACUAGUAGCUGGUGGCACUGCUGGACUUUUUGAAGCAUUAUGCUGUCACCCAUUGGAUACUAUUAAGGUUAGAAUGCAAAUUUACCGCAAAGCGGCGCACGGAGCUGCUAAGGCGCCUGGCUUUAUUAGUACUGCUUCUAAUAUCUACGGAGAAGGCAUUAUGUCUUUUUAUAGCGGUUUAGGGGCCGUCGUGAUUGGCAUUAUCCCUAAAAUGGCCAUUAGAUUUAGUUCGUAUGAGUUUUAUCGGAACCUCUUGGAAAACAAGGAGACAGGGGUGGUUUCCACUGGAAACACAUUCAUUGCUGGUGUUGGCGCUGGGGUUACGGAGUCAGUAUUGGUCGUAAAUCCCAUGGAAGUAGUCAAGAUUCGUCUGCAGGCAAAUCGGGCCAAUAUCGUCGCAGGUACUGGUGUCGCCACUCCGCCAAAAUACAGAAAUGCGAUCCAGGCAGCGUAUGUAAUUAUCAAGGAGGAAGGCGUCUCGACACUUUACAGGGGGGUGUCCUUGACUGCGGCUCGGCAGGCCACAAACCAGGGAGCUAAUUUUACUGUUUAUUCUAAAUUAAGGGAGUACCUGCAGCAAUACCACAAUAAAGAAAGUUUACCUUCAUGGGAAACGUCACUCAUCGGAUUGGUUUCAGGAGCAGUAGGGCCCUUCUCAAAUGCACCCUUAGAUACUAUUAAGACACGCCUUCAAAAGGAUAACGCCACUAAGAAUCUGUCUAGUUCGGCCCGAAUUUUUUUGAUCGGCAGGCAGUUAAUUCACGAAGAAGGUUUCAGUGCGUUGUACAAAGGAAUUACUCCUAGAGUAAUGCGCGUCGCACCCGGGCAGGCAGUUACCUUCACAGUCUACGAGUUUGUUCGUAAGCGGUUGGAGGCAAUGGGUAUGUUUCGGUCUUCCACGCAGCCGAAACCACAAGCGCUGAAGUAA